CCCGCCUUAUCUGCUGCUUUUGACUGUCAACACGGUGGAAGAAGAGCACUUGUCGUGUACCCCUCUCAGUGCCUGCUCACCAUGUAUAAAGCUAUAUCGAGUCUAAGCGGACGCUGUGCUGCUUUAACACGAGGGUCCUGCUCAAGGCCCUGUUUGGCCUAUUUCCACCGGGCAAGUGGCGCAUUAUGUCAGAAAUCAGCCUUCAAACCCCCCUCUACAGACGUGCCAGAGAUGCCCCCGUGCAAUUUCAGUCCAGAAAAAUACACGGGUAUGUCCAAAGACCGUAUGAUAGAGAUCCGCAGACAGAACUGCAACCCCAUGACCAUGAAGGUUACUUAUUAUAAGAAGCCAGUGUUCAUCCACCAGGGGUACAUGCAGUGGCUGUGGGAUGUGGACGGGAGACGAUAUCUGGAUCUGUUUGCUGGUGUGGCGACUGUCAGUGUGGGCCACUGCCACCCGAAAGUAACAGCAGCUGCAGAGCAGCAGCUGAAGAAACUGUGGCAUACAACUAACAUCUAUGUUUAUCCAACGCUUCAUGAGUAUUGUGAAAAACUAGCCUCCCACUUCCCAGAUCCGCUAAAGGUGAUAUAUCUGACAAACAGCGGCUCGGAAUCCAAUGACCUGGCAAUUUUGAUGGCUCGUCUCCACACAGGCAACAACGAUAUAAUUACUUUAAGAGGGUCAUAUCAUGGUGGCAGUCCACAGACCAUUGGCCUCACUUCCAAUGCAGCAUAUAAAUACCCUGUUGCCAGUGGUUUUGACUCCACAAAUACCAUGUGUCCCGAUGUGUUCAGAGGGCCUUGGGGAGGAAGCCACUGCAGAGACUCCCCCGUUCAGACCAUCAGAGAGUGCACUUGUGCCCAAGGUCACUGCAUGGCAAAUGAACAGUACAUUGCACAACUCAAAGAGACAUUUGCUACAAGUGUCCCAAACAGAAUAGCUGCUUUCUUUGGAGAGCCGAUUCAGGGAGUGGGAGGAGCUGUGCAGUAUCCUAAAAACUACCUUAAGGACGCUUACAAACUUGUUAGAGAGCGAGGAGGAAUCUGCGUUGCUGACGAGGUCCAGACUGGAUUUGGACGAACAGGAAGCCACUUUUGGGGUUUCCAAGGCCACGAUGUUAUUCCUGAUAUGGUUACAAUGGCAAAGGGCAUUGGCAAUGGAUUCCCAAUGGGAGCUGUUGUUACCACACCAGAAAUUGCUGCUUCCUUUGUGAAAGCCUCCCACUUCAACACAUUCGGAGGAAAUCCCUUGGCGUGUGCCGUUGCUUCAUCAGUUCUCGAUACUAUCAGAGAGGAUAGCACACAGCACAACAGUCUUCAUGUGGGCACCUAUCUGAUGACGCAAAUGGCUGAACUCAGAGACAAAUAUGAGAUUAUCGGUGAUGUCUGUGGAAAAGGCCUCCAGAUCGGCGUGGAAAUGGUUAAAGACAAGGGCAGCAGAGAGCCGCUGCCUCCUGAAGCAAUGAGUGAGAUCCUUGAGGACAUCAAGGACAUGGGAGUCCUGAUAGGCAAAGGAGGAGUGUACGGACAGACCUUCCGCAUACAACCCCCCAUGUGCAUCACGAGGGAGGAUGUAGAUUUCUUCCUGGCGGUGUUUAAUAAAGCAAUCUCGGGCUACACGGACAGAAAAUGA
Pundamilia nyererei is the source of this 1632-nucleotide messenger RNA. It is a transcript of the gene agxt2, whose product is annotated as alanine--glyoxylate aminotransferase 2. Gene Ontology annotation, molecular function: pyridoxal phosphate binding; L-alanine:glyoxylate transaminase activity. The coding region runs from base 82 to 1632 and encodes 516 amino acids. Gene Ontology annotation, biological process: glyoxylate catabolic process. The transcript is spliced from 14 exons. NCBI's taxonomy places the organism in Eukaryota, Metazoa, Chordata, Actinopteri, Cichliformes, Cichlidae. Gene Ontology annotation, cellular component: mitochondrion. The record is from RefSeq and is a predicted model, not a curated record.